Messenger RNA from Gossypium arboreum, 1747 nucleotides. Its product is annotated as protein SHOOT GRAVITROPISM 6-like. Gene Ontology annotation, cellular component: cytoplasm. NCBI's taxonomy places the organism in Eukaryota, Viridiplantae, Streptophyta, Magnoliopsida, Malvales, Malvaceae. Bases 545 to 1747 code for a protein of 400 amino acids. The record is from RefSeq and is a predicted model, not a curated record. The transcript is spliced from 13 exons.
UUGUGUUUCAAACCAGAGAUGUAGAGUAUAUUGGGCUUUGCAUUAGCUAGCUCCAACCUUUGCUCACAUUACUGCUGCUUUACAACUAUAUUUUUAGCUGUAAAAGUUAUUUCUCAACCUCCAACUACAGAUUUGAGAUGAGAAAUCCAAAACCUGAAUCGCUAUAUCAGAUUUUUUUAAAAAUCUUUAUCAGUAAAAAAUAUCUCUAAUGAAGAAAAUUGUAAAAAAAAAAAAAAUGAGGCUCAAAUAUCUUUACAAAAGACAAACGGUAAAAAAAUAUCACACAUAUUUAAGCAAGGGAGCAGACUUGGUUUAUUUUUUUUUGACCAAAACGAAACUAAAUCGCCAUCGGAAGAAGAAAACAAAUUUAAAAAAAGGUAAAAGAAAGAAAUCAAGACAGGACAGAAAUGGAACAUGCCACGAAAUCAGUCCAGUUUCGGAUUCACAACAACAACUAACUAUUAAGAUUUCACUUUCCCUUUCUGAUUACUAAAGUGGAAAUUUCUUUUCGAUUCAAUAUUUGUUUUUGGUGAAGCACAAUUCAAUGGCUUCUUCGAGCUCCCUCGGGAGCUCAAUUCCGGCUCCAGAGGCCGUUCAAGUUCUCGUCUCAUCACUCGCGGAUGAAUCUCCCAUGGUGAGAGAAGCCUCCAUGGCUUCUCUUAAAGACAUCUCUCCUUUGAAUCCUCUUCUGGUGCUGGACUGUUGCUCCGCUGUUUCUCGAGGCGGCCGUAGGAGAUUUGGUAAUAUGGCUGGAGUGUUUCAAGUAAUGGCAUUCGGAGUUCGAGCUUUAGAUAAAAACGACAUUGAUGCUUCUUAUAUUGGCAAGCUUGCCAAAAUUGCUACCGCUGAGAUUAUCUCCUCCAAGGAACUCAAUGCAGAUUGGCAAAGGGCAGCAGCAAGUCUGCUUGUUGCAAUAGGCUCACAUCUGCCUGACCUUAUGAUGGAAGAAAUAUUUCUCCAUUUGUCAGGGCCAAGCUCAGCUUUGGCGGCUAUGAUUCAAAUACUUGCGGACUUUGCUUCUGCUGAUGCUUUGCAGUUUGCACCGCGUUUGAAAGGCGUGCUUUCUCGAGUUUUGCCUAUUCUUGGGAAUGUUAGAGAUGCCCAACGGCCAAUAUUUGCAAAUGCUUUUAAGUGCUGGUGUCAAGCUGUCUGGCAAUAUAACGUUGAUUUCCCUUCAAAUUCCCUGAUUGAUGGUGAUGUCAUGUCAUUUCUGAACUCUGCUUUUGAACUUUUGUUAAGAGUCUGGGCUGCUUCACGAGAUCUUAAGGUUCGAGUAUCAUCUGUGGAAGCAUUAGGCCAGAUGGUUGGUCUUAUCACCCGCACACAAUUAAAGACAGCUUUACCAAGGCUUAUACCUACUAUAUUGGAGUUGUGUAAAAAGGAUCAAGAUAUUGCACUUAUUGCAACCUCUAGUCUCUAUAAUCUCCUAAAUGUUUCCUUACUUUCAGAGACAGGCCCUCCUUUGCUUGAAUUUGAGGAACUCACAGUUAUAUUAUCAACACUCCUCCCUGUCAUCUGCAUGGAUAAUGACGGCAAAGAGCACUCAGAUUUUUCUGUGGGACUGAAGUGCCUGUUCGAGGGGCCAACAUGGUGGGACAGAGAAGAUUCACUGAUUCAGGCCUUUUUUGCUUUAUUCAAGCAGGCAAAAUAUAACUGGAUGACUGACCUUACCAUGCCUGUCGCAUCUACACAAAACUCAUCUCCACUUCAAAGUCAACACUUUGUAUAUGCUCCUCUCCUUAAUUGA